Adineta steineri is the source of this 3027-nucleotide messenger RNA. Lineage: Eukaryota; Metazoa; Rotifera; Eurotatoria; Adinetida; Adinetidae. The record is from the annotation of a GenBank genome assembly.
AUGUCUGGGUUCGAUGCAGCCAAGAUGCUGUCGGGUUCUGAUCAACAAUCAAAAUUUCGAAUUCUGGACUUGAGUGAACAAUCAGAAUUCAAUUUUACACUUGAUGUUCUUGAUCAAAAGCAAACAUUUUCUACACCACUUCUUGGUCAAGUGACCGACAUCAGUCUUCGUCGUGAAGUUGACUGUGAAGAUAUAUCCUAUUCAUUCGAAAAAUUCUAUGAAAGUCAUUUUCGCUCCUAUUCUUUUGGUGGAGGUAUUGCUGUGCCUGGCUAUGCUAGUCUUGCUGUUCAAUAUAGUGAAACAUUAAGACGAGCUCAAGAAGCGAUUACAAAAAAUAAUCAGGCAAUUGGUACAUCAACUUUAUGGUGGGGUCUGUAUUCAAUACAACUGGCACCCGCAUUUCAACUCAAUGCUUGGCAACUAAAGGCGGGAAAUCAUCCAGUCGUAGUUAAUCGAACUCUCACACACCUUGCCGAGCUCGUUGCUUCCAACAAACAAAUCCAAGUACAUCUUCGUGAAACUAUCGAUUAUUAUCUUGCCAAUGGUAAAUUACCUACUUUGGCUCAAAUUCAAUCAAAAGCAGCAGCUGCUCCUCUUUUUUCCACUGAUCGCACACCAGUUGGUCCUCUAGCUGGUCUCGACGUUGUCGGCUGCGGAUUUGAUGUUCUUUUACUUGAAAGUAAAUUAUGUAUCUUAGAUCGGACAAAUACAAGUGAAGGUGAGCUUUGGUCUGAUCCCUACAACGAUACGAUCAGUUAUUCUCUGCCAAAUGGUUUCUUUGCCACCAAUACUCCAGAAAAACUUCUUGUUGACAUUACCGUACUGGUUACAUCAAUUCAAGAUUAUUUUCGUUUGACGAGCUCGACAACUUCGAGUAGUAGUGGCGGCUUUUUUGGCGUGGGCCGCAAGCAUAAGGAAACGACCGUCACCAAUUUCUAUCGAAGAUUCUAUCAUGAUUAUUAUAAUCUGGCAUUACGCUUGAUACAAAUUGGUUGGUAUAAACUUUCAGCUAGUACAUUUCCUUAUCCUCGACUUACACCACUUGCUCAACGUGCAAUAGAUCAGUUGCCAUCGAUAUUCAACCAAAAUGACACCAAUAUAUGGAAACAGUUCUUUGAUUCGUAUGGUACACAUCUUGUUGAAUCCUCGAACAUGGGUGGUCUUGUAUGGGCUGAAACAUGGUAUGAAAAGUGUUUGACUUACGAACAUACAGAGACUUGGAUUGACGAACAAGUAUCACGUAGUUUUGUUGUUUUUAAUACUCAUUCUAGUUCACAAGAUCAUAUGCUUGAAAUAGACGAAAAGUUUAAACAAUUUUCCAUAUUUUCCUCUCAACUUCUCGGUGGAACCGAGUCUGUUGAUCCAACAAAAUGGAAAGAAUGGGAAUCCACGAUCAAAUUUAAUCCGAGACCGAUCUCCUACCAACUGGUCACACUCGAUAAACUGUUACCCGAAGGCAAAAAACGCACAGCACUCAGUGAAGCAAUCAAGUAUUAUUUAGGAGAGGCCGUGGAUGAAGAUCGCACAUACAUUGAUAAACUUGAAGCAGAUCGUGAUCCAUUACCUCCUACAAAAUGCAGUCGAAAUCAAGUGAAUAACACGAGAGAUGCCGUCACUAUUCAUCAUAAUACAGCUCGCAACAUCGAGGAAGCACAAGAGGAACUAUGUCUCUACGUGGGAUAUAAGGGUAAGAUUUGCUCUCAGAGUAAACAGAUAAAUGAUACAACAAAUCAAGGAAACGAUAAGCUUUACCUUGGUGUUGGCAUGACCCUCGACAUAACAACGGGUGAGCUUCUGCUUCCAGCCCUGGAAUAUACGUAUUCGAAUAUCACAAACUGGAAAGAUCCUCUCACAGGUCGUGUGUAUCUCGUGCCUAAAGAAGUGAGCUUACCAUCAAUCAAUGACAGCGAUUCAGUUCCUGUGGCACAUGUCUUUCUAACUGCGGCCGAAUUAUCAAGCAAAUGGCGCUACGAUCGAUUACAAGGUGCCUGGCUAGGUGGUGAAUUCGGUCAUUCACAAUCUCUGUUAGACAUAUACAAAAAAUACUUUUCGUCUGAUGAAUCUAUUGCCAUCACUCAACAACCGACUAUCCUCUAUCGAAUGCGUGUUGAAAAUUUUCAAUUAAAUGCUAACGCGCGUGCAGCAAUAAGUGCACUUCCUCCAACUUACAAUGAAUCCCUUUAUUCGGACUUUCUCCGUGCUUGGGGAACUCAUAUUAUUCAGCAGUCACUAGUUGGUGGCAUGCAUGAGCAACACGUACUGUUCAAAGACUGUGUAUUCUCCUUUAAUGGUGCCAUCACUUCAGCGAAUCUUGACGAGUAUCUCAAACAGGAUAUUCUCGCUCAAACCCUCGGAAAUGAUUUUUACGCGAAUCGACGUCAGAUCAAAGUGGAUCAUUUACUUGGUGGUGACCCAACUUUGACUAAUUAUACUCUAUGGCGUAAAAGUCUCGGUGCUAAUCCUGCAUUACUCAAAAUCGAACACUACACACCGUGGUAUGAAGUUGGGAUGCUCAGUACUGCUGUGAAAGAAAAUCUUCGUCGAAUUAUUCAACGUCGAACAAGCGAAGCUGAUUUUACUCGUACGCUUGACGAAGUUACAUUGAAUAAAAAGCUUCUUAACCAGAAUCUAGAAGAGAAGAAAGCCUAUAUUGGACUAUUAAAUGACGGCACAUGUUCCAUUUCAGGUCCGAUAAUGCUGGGAUCAGUCACAAAAUGUAUCAAUGGAUGUGCAACACCAAUAUCAAUUAAUUCAACGGCAGACUUCAUGGAGAAUCGACCACUAGAAUAUUUUCGCGAUUCAGAGACAGGUUUUGUACGUGCACAUCUUCGAAUUAACUCCCAAACAACUCUUGACGGACCACGUAUUCAUAUCGGCUGUUCGUCAAUUAGUACACCAAUGCUGGUUAGUCAAUCGGUGCAUAUCUGUGUCAAAUGUGAAUUGAUCAACAGUUUUGCUGAUCAAUGUACAUGUGUAUGUCCACAGUAUCCUCCACCUAUCAAUACAACGGUUACUACUCCGACAUAA